Equus caballus (horse) is the source of this 942-nucleotide messenger RNA. Its product is annotated as interferon-induced transmembrane protein 1. Lineage: Eukaryota; Metazoa; Chordata; Mammalia; Perissodactyla; Equidae. Gene Ontology annotation, cellular component: plasma membrane. Gene Ontology annotation, biological process: response to type II interferon; type I interferon-mediated signaling pathway; response to interferon-alpha. The record is from RefSeq and is a predicted model, not a curated record.
GCCCCCUCCCCAGGCCCCCCAUGAGUCUCCUUUGUUUUCGAUCCCGUUGACAUAACCAGCCUUUGGGCUGCUCGUUUGGUUUUCUUUGUGUUUCUCUCUUCCUGUGCUUUAAAUUCCUCCUCUUAUGUUUUAAAGUCACCAAUAGAGAGUGAGCCCUGGAAACUCUAGACCCCUCCCUGGACCCCGAUUGCUCUCUGUCUCUCUCUGGCCCCAGGACUUCCAAUUCCCGAUUUCCCCAAAGCCAGGAAAAGGAAACUUCAGAGAAAACGAAACUACUGGGGAAAGAAAAGGCCCACUGAGCACUGUCCAGUCGUCCGGACCGCUGCUCGCUCCAUCCUGGCACCAUGAACCGCACUUUCCAGACCUUUGUCAGUGGCGCCCACACUGGUGUCCCCCCGACCUAUGAGAUGCUCAAGGAGGAGCAUGAGGUGUCCGUGCUGGGGGCACCGCAGAGCUCAGCUCCCGUGACGACCACCGUGAUCAACAUCCACAGCGAGACGUCUGUGCCCGACCACAUCGUCUGGUCCCUGUUCAACACGCUCUUCAUGAACUGGUGCUGCCUGGGCUUCGUGGCCUUCGCCUACUCCGUGAAGUCUAGGGACCGGAAGAUGGUGGGCGACGUGACUGGGGCCCAGAGCUAUGCGUCCACUGCCAAGUGCCUGAACAUCUGGGCCCUGGUCUUGGGCCUCUUUCUGAGCACUGGAUUCAUCGUUCUUAUGGGAUUUACCUGCCUGACACUCUACCAGAUAAUUGUAAAGGCCAUGCAGGACGGCAGAGGCUACUUCUAGCUGCCCAUGGGCACAGCCCCGUCCCCAUCAUGCCCUGCUGGCCUCACAUGCUGGGGCUUUGGCCCUGCCCACUUGCCCAUACCCUUUUCUACAGCAGUUUUUGCAGACAUACCCGUCUACACCUGGAUUCAAUAAAGUGCACUUGCCUGUGACA